AUGUUCAAUGGAGUUCAGGUAGAGCCUGGAAAUGAAUUGCCCGUUCACCAUCUUAAGAAUGCACCUCGUGUAACUUUAAAUGUCGACCCUGAGAGUACAUUUUCAAUUGUUAUGAUUGACCCAGACAAUCUUUCAAGAAAAAAUCCAAGUGUAGCAGAAUGGCUACAUUGGUUGGUUGCAAACAUUCCAGCUUCCAACAUUUUGGAAGGAAUUAAUGGGGGGCAACAUCAACAACCUUAUGGUAAAAGAAAGAGUUUUUGCAAAAGUUUAGCCACCGGGCAGGAUUACUUGCAACCACCUGCUAGUUGUUGCUAG
Molecule: messenger RNA, 315 nt
Organism: Meloidogyne enterolobii
Lineage: Eukaryota; Metazoa; Nematoda; Chromadorea; Rhabditida; Meloidogynidae
Source: the annotation of a GenBank genome assembly